AUGUCAACCAAGGAAGGGUGGGUUGGUGCUUGCGAUCAGGGUUCACUAAGAAUUCGUUAUUAUCCGAUUCUCAUCUCACUACAAUUAAAGAAUAUUGUCGCUCGUUUCUUUGCUUUUCUAUAUAUCAUCUGUAAUAUAGUUUAUACAAUUGUACAUGUAGGAUCAUCAUGUAUGAGAUUUCUACCUCGAUCAAGAACGUAUUCGAUUAUCGAAGAAUUGAAAUUACGUUCGGAAUUCGGACCUUGGGCUAUUAUUUUUCGUUUGAUUGAAAAUACACCACAUUUUCUUUUACUCUCAUAUAUUGGUGCAGAAUUAACUGUGCGUUUUAUUUAUGAUUCAGUUUAUGUUCGUUAUAAGAAUAAAGAAAGUAUUUGGCUUUCAUCUGUAGGACAGUGUGAAGAAAGUAAAUUCUCACAAUAUUAUGUCACAAAAUUAUUUCAAGGAAAUGUUCGAUUCUACACAACAAUGGUAGCGUCUGACAAACAAGAUAUAAAUUGUGAUAAUUGUAUCAAUUAUGAACAUGAAACUGGAUUACAAAGACAACGUGAACAAUCACGCGUGAAAAAGUUCUUCGAUUGGUUCUAUCAUUGGGAUGAUGGUUUUCGUUUUACAACAAUGGCCACGUAUAUUAAAGCUUGUACCAUACAACGUUAUAAAAGACAUAAACAACAAUUGUACAAAGGCAUUUAUGAUGAUGUCCCAUCGGUAGUAAAUUUCAAAGCAAAUUCAAUUAAAUCAAAAUCUGUUCAUUUUCCGGGUUUUCUCGUUGCAUAUAUGGCUGUGGGUUUUGUUAUUUUUUUUCAUUUGAUCUUUUUCAUUCUAAACUUUAUUCGAUUUAUUUCGGCAAAUAUUCGCUAUUGCGAGUUGAUAUUGGCUCUUGUCGUACCUGUACUAAUUGUCUAUCUAUUAAUAACGAUCAGCAUGUCGUCGGCAGAUUGUUUUCUCGGAAUUGCUUCGUGCAUAAUUCGUUUGAUCAAAACUGCAUUUCUCAAUAUAUUCUUUAUGGGACGACUGGAUUGCAGUUUACCUGGACGAUCAUGGGAAAAGUUCGAUCAUGGCUUUGCUGUCUACGUCUCAUAUUUACAUAUGGAAGUAGCUCAUACGAAUCCCGUGAUGCUUGCCUUUUGUUAUUCACUCUAUGACGAUAUUAUUAAACGUCGGCAGAAAGAUUUCGAUGAUGAUGAAGAUGAGGGGGAAACACAUUCCACCAUCGUUCAAUCCAGUACUAGACAAAUGCCGCGAAUGAUUCCAAUGCAACAAUUAGCCAAUCGACCAAGCGCAGCUGCAGCAUCAUCAAAUAUGAACGAUAAUGAUGGUCUCGAUACGAAGAGCAUUGCACAACAAAAAGCCGAACAGCAGAAAAAGAAGAAAAACGCAAAGAAAUUACCGCUCACAGUGAAUGUAGCAGGCGAAAAAGAUGAUGAAGAGGAGCAGUCAACACCACAACGACAGAAAAUCAAAAUUAAGAACACAACAACCAGUUCCAAUAUGUCCACAGCUUACCUGAGAAUCGAUCAUUCAAUCGAUUCGACCAAGACGAACGAAAUGAUGCAGAAGUCACGAAAAAAACGAGCUCGAUUUCGUUGGUAUCUCGCCUAUUCAAUGCUUAAUAAUUAUCAAUUGUAUGAUAUGAGAAAAAACGUUCAAAGUCGACUGGUACUGUUGCGUGUAAACCGAAGUAAUAGUCUGAUCGAAAUGUCUGUUUCACAACAGACAACUGUAGAAGUUGAACCAAAUACAGAACAACGAAGAUUAAGGUGA
Didymodactylos carnosus is the source of this 1761-nucleotide messenger RNA. The record is from the annotation of a GenBank genome assembly. Lineage: Eukaryota; Metazoa; Rotifera; Eurotatoria; Philodinida; Philodinidae.